AUGCAUUUCUCUCCGCUUGUCACCGUGGCAGCUGCCCUUGCGCUGGCGCCUACCGCCGUUGUUGCUAGCACGGCCGCUGCUGCCUUUGUCACAGUGAGCUCGGUAGACACUUGCCCUAAAGGUGUGACCCAGGAAGUGAGCGCCACGCUACCCAAGCAGGUUACCACAGCCUACACUUGCGACAAAGUCAAGCUCAGCCAUGACCUGUCCGUGUCCUAUUACGACUUCGACAUUGAGCCCCUCACCAAGGAAACCGAUGAGUGCUGUCUCAAGGUCUACGACAACCCGGGUUGCCUGGGCUUUCCUAUUUUGGAGCUUCCUGUCGAAGGUCCAUUCGAGGACCGUUGCAUCCCUGAAUACGUCUUCGACGACGAAGUGAAGUACAUCUCGUUCCAGCUCGACUGCGAGAAACCCCCUGCCAAGGUGGAGCCACACGGCCCUAAGCAAGUCGCUGAAGAACUAGCUUCCUGGCAGGCAGAGCACGCUCCUAAGCAGGAAGCUCAAAAAGGUCCCGAGAAGGCCCAGCACGCUCCUAAGCAGGAGGCUCAAAAAGGUCCCGAGCAGGCCCAGCACGCUCCUAAGCAGGAGGCUCAAGAAGGUUCCGAGGAGGCAGAGCACGCUCCUAAGCAGGAGGAUCAAGAAGGUUCCGAGGAGGGUCAGCAAGCUCCUGAGCAGGCGCCCGAGAGAAAGGGGGGAAACCCUGCUGACAGUCUCGGCCUCGGUGAACUCACAAAAGUGCUCGGUUUUCGGUGA
Molecule: messenger RNA, 753 nt
Organism: Aspergillus viridinutans
Lineage: Eukaryota; Fungi; Ascomycota; Eurotiomycetes; Eurotiales; Aspergillaceae
Gene: ccpA
Product: protein ccpA
Exons: 2
Coding region: 1-753 (250 amino acids)
Source: RefSeq, a predicted model, not a curated record